This is a messenger RNA of Pedinophyceae sp. YPF-701, 1458 nucleotides long. Lineage: Eukaryota; Viridiplantae; Chlorophyta; Pedinophyceae. The record is from the annotation of a GenBank genome assembly.
AUGCCGCCGGCAGAGGGGGCCGCGCAGGCGGAGCGAGGGGACGCACCACACGGUGGAGGCGCUUCCGUGCGCGACUUCAUGGUCUACGAGGUCUGGGAAGGAAACGAGCGGUUCUUCUGCGGCGGGCGCUGCGUCGCCGGGCCGGACUUCAAGAUCAUGCCGGUGACCGCCAUCCUGGUGGUGCUCCCAACGGUGGUCAUGGCCGCGAUGGUGCACUCGGAGACGGACGCGUGGGGCAGCGCGUCGUACGCCCUGACGCCGAUCACCGCGAUCUGGGGCGCCCUCAUCGUCUCCCUCAUCGUGCGCACCGGCUGCAUGGACCCCGGCAUCAUUCCGCGCCGUCCCGCCGACAUGCCCCCGGCGCUCGAGUCCGGCAUGGCGCGCGCGUACGAGGUCCCGGUGAACGGCGGGCGGCCGGUGAUCGUGCGGUACAACGACACGUCGCGGAUCUUCCAGCCCCCGCGCGCGCACCACUGCUCGGUGAACGACAACUGCUACGACCGCUUCGACCACCACUGCCCGUGGAUAGGUACCACGGUUGCGCGGCGCAACUACCGCCCCUUCCUCCUCUUCGUCUUCUCCACAUUCUUCUUCGUGAUAUACGGCGCCGUCACCUGCGCGCUGCACCUCCGGCUCCUCGCCAACCACCGCAGCGACGCCGGCGAGGCCGCGUCCUUUGGCAAGGUCAUCUCCGAGCCCAGCGGCGCCGCGGCGCUCGUCCUCCUCAUCUACGUCCUCCCCGCCGCUACCUUCGUCUUCCCCCUCACCUUCUUCCACAUCUUCCUCGUCAGCGGGUACCGCACUACGUAUGAGAACUUCCGGUAUAACAGGGACACGCACCCGUACGGGCUGAGGUCGAUUUGGGCCAACUGGCUGGCGGUGUGCUGCUCUCCGCUGCCGCCGCCGCGGAUCAACUUCCGCGCGCCCGCGCCGGAGCAGCGCAAGCUGACGUGGUGGCGUCCGGGGGACCCGUGGCACCAGGCCGGGUGCAGCAUCGACGAGGAGGAGCCACCACCGGGCGACGAACAGCCGCCGGCGCAGAGGCCCCCGAGCGACAGCGGGCGCGACAAGGCGGCGCAUACCACGCACAGCAUGCCUGCGGGCGGCGCCGGGGGCACGCAGGAGCGCAAGCAGCACGUCAUGUCGGAGCACAACCGCGCGGGCAACGACGCGGGGGCGGACCGAGGGGACGCGCAGGAGAUCGUCGACGACAGGUUGGCAGAGGGGGGUUCAAUACCGAACGUGCCCCCUGCGGGGUGGGCGACGGCGGCCGGCGCUUCGAGCGAGCACCAGCGGAGACAUGAGCAGUACGAGAUGAUGCGGUUGGAGCAACGGGGGGCGCGGGAUGCGCAGCGGUCCGCGCAGGGCGGCCAGCGCGCGGCUGGGGCGCUGCGGAGUGAGGGGUCCUCGACGCGGGGCCCCGGGGACGUCGAGUAUGAGGAGGGUGGUAGGCGUUGA